CGGUUGCCAUGGGACUUCUCCGCAACUCACUCCUCCUCCUUUCCCUGCUCUUCGUUCCUCUCUGCGCCGUCGCCGGAGGCCGUGGUCCCUGGUGGAUGGACACCGAUAGCUAAUAUCGAAGAGCCGCACGUGACGGAGAUCGCGAAUUUCGCGGUGGAGGAGUACGACAAGAGAAAUGGGGUGAAGCUGAAGUUGGAGAAGGUAGUGAAGGGAGAGACGCAGGUGGUGGCGACGACGAAGGAUGGAUCGUCGUCGGCGACGAAGAAUUACGAAGCCGUUGUGCGGGAAAAACCGUGGGAGCAUUUCCGGAACCUUACUUCGUUUGAGGCCGUUGAAGGGUAGAUCACAGAUAGGACAAUGUAGAUUUCGCUUUAUUUCUCCCUUCUAACUCAUUUCAUCUGUUGUUUCUAUGAUCGCGUUUAAUCUGUAAAAUUAUAAUUUGCCGUCA
Molecule: messenger RNA, 448 nt
Organism: Neltuma alba
Lineage: Eukaryota; Viridiplantae; Streptophyta; Magnoliopsida; Fabales; Fabaceae
Product: cysteine proteinase inhibitor 5-like
Exons: 1
Molecular function (GO): cysteine-type endopeptidase inhibitor activity
Source: RefSeq, a predicted model, not a curated record